Molecule: messenger RNA, 396 nt
Organism: Meloidogyne enterolobii
Lineage: Eukaryota; Metazoa; Nematoda; Chromadorea; Rhabditida; Meloidogynidae
Source: the annotation of a GenBank genome assembly
AUAAUGGGGAAAUUGUCGGAGAGUACACAAGCUGAAGAAGUACCAGAAAAUGGUGCAAAUAUUGAGAUCAUGAAAGAACCUGUAACAGAAAAAGAGGAAUAUCUAUCUCUUUGUCAACUUGUCAAUCCAAUUUCACAACCUCUAGCGUCUAGAAAAUUGGCUAAAAAACUUUAUAAGUUGGUGAAGAAAUCAGCUAAAGAAAAGGGAUCUUUACGGCACGGUCUUUCUGAUGUUAUGAAGGCUAUUAGAAGGAAUGAGAAGGGGAUACUUAUACUUGCAGGGUACAAGCGUCCAGCAAUUGUUUUAAUGGUUAAGAAGCAUGAAUCUUACAGUGAACUUUAUGACGAUGUUUAUUCUCUUGUUAAUUCUCUCGUAGUUGAGCCAGUAAAUUCAUGA